GGAAACCGGCAGGAAGAGAGGAAGAGAGCUCGGGUCGUGAGAUCUGUCAAGUUCAGCCAGACCAGCCAACUUUACGACCCAGCCGCUGCGCCGGACACGCCAUCACUUCAAACCACCAAAAAUACUGCGCCCGGUUCUUUUUCGCCGUCUUUGGUGUUUCGGCGAAGUCAGGACAAAUCUGCGGACGUUGCUGCCGCAUUUUAGUCACUUUCCUCAGAGUUCCCGGAAAUACAGCGCAGAGGGCAUCGGUGUGAGGAUGGCUACGUACAGGCUGGUCUUGAUCCGCCAUGGAGAGAGCUGUUGGAACCAGGAGAACCGCUUCUGCGGCUGGUUCGACGCGGACCUGAGCGAGACCGGAGAGCACGAGGCAAAGAGAGGAGGACAGGCCCUGAAAGAUGCUGGCUAUGAAUUUGAUAUCUGCUACACCUCUGUCCUGAAAAGAGCCAUCCGCACCCUGUGGUUUGUUCUGGACAGCAUCGACCAGAUGUGGCUGCCUGUCCACCGGACCUGGCGCCUUAAUGAGCGCCAUUACGGUGGCCUGACUGGGCUGAACAAGGCUGAAACAGCAGCCAAACACGGAGAGGCCCAAGUCAAGAUUUGGAGGCGCUCUUUUGACAUUCCUCCCCCACCCAUGGAUGAGGGACAUGACUUCUAUCAGAGCAUAAGCAAGGACCGGCGUUAUGCUGACCUCACGGAUGACCAGCUUCCAUCCUGUGAGAGUCUCAAGGACACCAUCGCCAGGGCGCUGCCUUUCUGGAACGACGAAAUCGUUCCACAGAUCAAAGAGGGAAAAAGGGUGCUGAUUGCUGCCCAUGGCAACAGUCUCCGGGGCAUUGUCAAGCAUCUCGAGGGGAUGUCAGAGGAGGCCAUCAUGGAGCUGAACCUGCCUACAGGCAUCCCCAUUGUCUACGAGCUGGACGAGGACCUGAAGCCCACAGGACCCAUGCAGUUCCUUGGAGAUGAGGAGACGGUCAAGAAGGCCAUGGAAGCUGUGGCUGCUCAGGGCAAAGCCAAGAAAUAGACUCAUCCUCCCUCAGGGGACUAGAGUACAGAUCAAUUAUGUGCUGUUCAGUUCUCACAGUUUGUGUCAUCACAGACUUGCGCAAACACAGACACACAAUGUGCACUUUAUUGUAAUAAUACCCAUCUUUCAUGCAAACGUACAAUCUAGUGUUUGAUUUGAUUGGUCUUUACUUUUUGACACACUGAAACACACAUUUCAUUAUUAGACUAUAGACAUCAGCUGUAAUAUGGUUUAAGCACUGACCAAAAAUUGCAAAUUAGGGACCAGCAAAUAGAUAUAGACUACAAACAUAGACUAACCCUGCAGAGUUGUCGCAAGUAUUCCUUCCUAUUUAUGAUCCAUGUAGGUGAAGCUCAGUAGGAACAGUCUAACCUAUAAAGUAACACUGGCUGUUGUCUAAAGGGCAAAUUGUUAUGCUCUGCACUGCUGAGUUUUGUUUGCUGUGGCAUUGUGAGAAAAAGAAUAAAUGUUGUGAGUCAUUAUGUGAUGAAA
This is a messenger RNA of Lates calcarifer (barramundi perch), 1516 nucleotides long. RefSeq names its product phosphoglycerate mutase 1b (gene pgam1b). The coding region runs from base 257 to 1021 and encodes 254 amino acids. Gene Ontology annotation, molecular function: intramolecular phosphotransferase activity. Gene Ontology annotation, biological process: glycolytic process. The record is from RefSeq and is a predicted model, not a curated record. Lineage: Eukaryota; Metazoa; Chordata; Actinopteri; Centropomidae. The transcript has 4 exons.